AUAAUAAAUAAAUAUUUAAAAAAUAUUAAAAAACAAAUACAAAUUAAAAAAACAAUGAGAAAAAUACUAAUUUUGUGCAUAUUAGUUAUAUGUCUAAGCUUUGCAUACGCUAAAGUUACAAACAAAUAGAUCGUAGGUGGAUUUAAUAAGGUUGACGUUGAUUUAAGUUUGUUAUAAGCAUACUAAGUAGGUCUCAAUUACUUGUAAUAAAAAAAUGUCAUUAAUUCUAACUCAAAUCCUCAACUCACUGGUGUCUAUUCACAAGUUGUCUCAGGUGUUAAGUACAGAUUUGUUUUAAAAGUAGGUAACUAAAACUGGAGUGUUGAUGUAUUUUACUAAUCCUGGACAAAUACAUUAUAAGCUGUUAGUUAUUAAAAGGCUUGA
Tetrahymena thermophila SB210 is the source of this 384-nucleotide messenger RNA. RefSeq lists its product as hypothetical. NCBI's taxonomy places the organism in Eukaryota, Ciliophora, Oligohymenophorea, Hymenostomatida, Tetrahymenidae. The transcript has a single exon. The record is from RefSeq and is a predicted model, not a curated record.